Molecule: messenger RNA, 3880 nt
Organism: Chrysochloris asiatica (Cape golden mole)
Lineage: Eukaryota; Metazoa; Chordata; Mammalia; Afrosoricida; Chrysochloridae
Gene: SYNM
Product: synemin, intermediate filament protein
Exons: 5
Coding region: 101-3880 (1259 amino acids)
Biological process (GO): fast-twitch skeletal muscle fiber contraction; intermediate filament cytoskeleton organization
Cellular component (GO): costamere; sarcolemma; neurofilament cytoskeleton
Molecular function (GO): structural constituent of muscle; vinculin binding; structural constituent of cytoskeleton
Source: RefSeq, a predicted model, not a curated record
CGGAACUCCUGAGCGGCGGCGGGGCGGGAGCGGCGCGGCGGCGGGGACAAGAUCAGGACAGGAGGAACCUACUGGUCGCGAGAACUGCGAACCCAACAGGAUGCUGCCUUGGCGACUGCAGACGACCCCCGAAAAGGCUGAGCUGCAGGAGCUCAAUAACCGGCUGUAUUACUACAUGUGCCGGGUGAGGGAUCUGGAGCGCGAGAACUUGCUCUUGGAAGAGGAGCUGCGCGGCUGGCACGGUCAGGAGGACCUUUGGGCAAAGGGCCAGGCUCGUUAUGCCGAAGAGGCGCGCGUUUUGCGGCAGCAGCUGGAAGAGCUGAGUUGGGCCACAACGUUGGCUGAGAGCGAACGCGACGCGCUUCGGCGAGAACUGCGGGAGUUGCAGCAGCUUGGUGCGGAGGCGCGCGCUGUCCGCGGCCGCCUGGACGCAGAGCUGGGCGCGCAGCGGCGCGAGCUCCAGGAGGCGCUGGGCGCGCGCGCCGCCCUGGAGGCGCUGCUGGGCCGGCUGCAGGCAGAGCGCAGCGCUCUCGAUGCGGCCCAUGAGCGCAACGUGCGGGAGGUCCGCGCGCGCGCCACCGGUCUGUCCCUGAGCUACCGCGCCCGUCCCGCCGGCCCCGUCGCGCCCCCGCCGCGCCUGCAGGAGGUACACAACAGCUAUACGCUCCUGGUAGCUGAGUCAUGGCGAGAGACGGUGCAGCUGUACGAGGACGAGGUGCGCGAGUUGGAGGAGGCACUGCGGCGCGGCUUGGAGAGCCGGCGCGAGGCCGAGGAGGAGACGCGGCUGUGCGCGCGGGAGGCGGAGGCCCUGCAGCGCGAGGCUCGGGAACUGGAGCAGCUCCGCGCGAGGCUGGAGGAAGAGCUCCUGCGAAUGCAAGAGGUGUUUGAGCUGCAAGCUCAAGAGCGUCAGAGAGUGAUAGAUGGCCUCGAGGAUGAGAAGGCCACCCUCACCAUGGCCAUGAAUGACCGGCUGCGGGACUGCCAGAAGCUUGUGCAAGUGAAGACCGGCCUGAGUCUGGAGGUGGCCACCUACCGAGCCUUAUUGGAAGGAGAAAGUAAUCCAGAAAUAUUGACCUGGACUGGACACACUGAAAAUAUACCACAAGAAUUCAGAAACACAUCCUAUCAACACUUCAACACAGUGUUACAGAGGGAGAAUGAAAGAAAUCUAUUUCAAAGGCAGAAAGCACCUCCCAUGCAUUUAAAUCACCGCGCAGGGGUGUAUGCUAACCGGUCGGUGCACCUUGGACCUCAGACUACUAUCAGAAGCGCUGCCCGAGGUGGCUUCCUAGGCUCAGGAUAUUCAUCCCGAGCCACUGUUCAGCAAGACAAUGACAAAACUGCCAACAAUCAAACCGGGUUCAGAACUUUUUCUCCAACCUAUUGUCUUUUAAGAAAAGCGGAAAUACAAUUGAAAGCACUUCCCGAAAGACCCAAAACAGAAGGUGCAAGUGAUGCCGCCAGUCGUAUAGCCAGAGGUUCCACCGUUGCCCAAGACACUUACCGAGAACGCCAAGACAACAUGGCAGCGGGUGCUUCUGAGAAUGUGUGGUCAAAUGAGAGGACUGUUAUUUUGGGAAAGAAAACAGAAGCGAAAGCCACAAGGGAGCAAGGAAGGAAUAUCCCAGUAAUUAUCCAAACAAAGCAAGCAGAGAAAUUGUUUGAUUCUAAAGAGAAGGCAUCUGAAGAGCGAAACUUAAGGUGGGAAGAACUUACAAAGUUGGAUAAAGAAGCAAGAAAGAGGGAAAGUGAGCACAUCAGGGGAAAGCCUAAAGGAAAGGAAUCGCUGAAGGAGAAAAAUGUGCGAGAAAGAGAGAUACCAGUUCGUCUAGAAGCUUCCCAGGGCAGCAUCCCAGAGGUGUCCCCAAAAGGCUUCCAGACGCCUGGUAAGAAGGCUGUCGGUGGAGAGACAGAGACUAAAGAGAGGAGGUUCCGACUGGACACCAGUAACACCGCUAGCUCUCUGAAAGAUGACUCCAUGACCAAAACCAUCGCAGAAAAUGUUGUCUCCAGUAUUCUUGAGCAGUUUACUCAGUCUCCAGAUACAGAAGCAUCUGUGAAUUCUUUCCCAGACACAAAAGUCACUUACAUGGAAAGGAAAGAGCUUCCUUUUCCUGACAGGAAAACAAAGACCGAACUCAUCGUGGAGUCUAAACUGACGGAGGAUAUUGAUGUUUCCAGUGAAGCUGGCCUGGACUACCUUUUAAGCAAGAAUGCAAAGGAAGUGGAGCUGAAAGGAAAUUCCACUGAGCGGAUGAUAGGGGAGAUAAUCAAUCUAGGUCUGAAAGGAAGAGAUGGAAAAGCAAAGGUCAUCAAUGUGGAGAUCGUUGAAGAGCCCAUGAGCUACGUAGGAGAAGAGAAGGCCGAGGAGUUCUCCACCCUGUUUAAAGUGGAGGAGGUUGACGAUGUGUCUCCGGGUUCCAAAGGGCUUGUUGAGGAAAAAGAAGGUGAUGGAGAAGCAGGCAUCACCUCAGUCAGUCAACACAGAAGGAACAAGCAGCCCCCUCAUCACUUAACUCAUGUUGAAGAAGUGACAGAGGCAGGUGACUGGGAGGGGGAGCAGAGUUACAUUGUGUCGACUCCAGAUGAGCACCUGGGGGGCCACGACAGAGAUGAAGGCUCGGUGUAUGGGCAGAUCCACAUUGAAGAAGAAUCUACCAUCAAGUACUCAUGGCAAGAUGAGAUUGUGCAAGGGACCCGGAAAAGGAAGACAGACGACACAUCAGAAGAGAAGGUUGUGAAGCCAUGGGACAUUCCAGCUUCCCCUCUAGAGGGGGAACUGCGUUCUUCUCACUGGAUAGAACCAGUGAAAAGGGGCGAGUUUCAUGCUGAGCCCACAGUCAUUGAAAAGGAAAUUAAAAUACCGCAUGAAUUUCAUACUUCCAUUAAGGGAGUUUUCUCCAAGGAGCCCAAACACCAGCUAGGAGAGGUUAUUGGACAGCUGGAGGAAAACCUUCCAGAGCGAGUGAGAGAAGAGCUGUCUGUCCUUACCCAAGAGGGGGUGGGCGAGCCCGGGGUCUUUUCCGUGGAUGUCCAGAAAGUCCAGACCUUCAGCAGCGGCUCCAUGACCUUAGUUGCUGAAGUCAACCUCUCGCAGGAGGUAGACGCUGAGAAGUUAGACCUGGAUGAACUGCACAGAUGUGAAGCUAGUGAAAUAGAGAAAGCCGUGGAGUCGGCAGUUCGAGAAAGUUUGACCAAGAGACGUAGUAACCAAGAGCUCGUUGGAAGCCCUAGCAAGGAAGGUGGAGUGGAGGCCCCAGUCACCGGCAUUAGCUUCAAACGUUGGGCCACCAGGGAACUGUACAGCCCCUCAUGUGAGGAGGAUGCUGCCAGCCAGGCCUCUUCCAGCACAGAACAGGCCCAGGGUCCAGUGUUGGCUACCGUGGAAGUCAGCAGCCCCAAGGGGCUUGUCCAGUCCCACGUGCUGGAGGACAUAAGGCAGUCUGUAAGGCACAUUAAAAUAGCAGCCCCUGAGAUGUGGAGGACUGAGCAAGUCUUGUCUGAAGGAGCUAGAUCAGCAGUGGGAGAGAUGGAUGUGAGUCACGCAGCGGCAACCCCGAGCUCUGCCAGGUGGACACAAGAGUUCACGGUUCGCUUCCCUGCAGACAAGGAAGCUGCAGCUCCUGGUGUGUCUGACCGUGGUACCUGGAGAGACACUGGCGGUAGAAGGGAGCCGACAGGGGGUGGGACCUUCCAGGCCUCUGCAGGUGACGGAACCCAAGCCCAUGGGCCGAAGGACAAGGAAGAAGCUGCAUUUAGUAAGACGGUGCAGCUGCAGAGGAUGGUCGACCAGAGGUCGGUGGUUUCUGAUGAAAAGAAGGUUGCCUUGCUCUAUCUAGACAGUGAGGAUGGGGAAGAAAGUGAUGGGCACUGGUUUUGA